Messenger RNA from Trichosurus vulpecula (common brushtail), 2891 nucleotides. It is a transcript of the gene MB21D2, whose product is annotated as Mab-21 domain containing 2. Lineage: Eukaryota; Metazoa; Chordata; Mammalia; Diprotodontia; Phalangeridae. The record is from RefSeq and is a predicted model, not a curated record. Bases 577 to 2076 code for a protein of 499 amino acids. The transcript has 2 exons.
GCCGCUGGGUGCGCUGUCUCUUUAAAUGGUGCUGCCGCCGCCGCCGCCGCCGCCGCCGAGGCUGCUCCGGGCUCGCCCCAGCCUCCGCCGCAGCUCCAGCGGGAGCAGCAGCUUGUUGAUUUCAGGGCUGGUGAAUUUCGCCGGCUGCAGACUCCACUUUCACGACGCAGGAGCCCGGCGGGCAGGAGGACGUAGGGGCCGCGGCCGAGGCCAGGGCCCGGACUCUCGCUGCUGCUGCCGCCGCUGCCGCUGCUGCCUGGCUCCGGGCUCCGGGAGGCGGGGAGCCGCACCAUCCCCUUGGGCAGGCUCGGCGCCGGGGCGACCCUCGCCCACUUGCACGCUCGCUCACACGCGCACGCCGCGGCUCAGCCCCCGCCGGGAGCUGGGCUUGGGCCCCGGCGGGCAGCCGGAGAGCGCGGAAAGGAGGCUGAAGCUUAGCCCCUGCUGCUGCUGCUGCCACCGUCGCCGCCGCCCGCUCCACGUCCAGAGAGCGGCCGAAGGCCGGGGCUGGGGUCGGGGCCGGGGCCGGGCCAGGGGCGGUGGAGCUCCUUGAGCUGAGAUUCCAGGGCAUUUUGCAUGAAGAUGGCGGCUCCCGUGGCCAGCAAGACAGGCUCGGGCUCGGGCUCCGGCUCCGGCUCGGGCUCGGGCGGCCACAAGCCCGCCUUCCCGGAGCUGGAUUUCCGAUCGGGGGCCCGCAUCGAAGAGCUGAACAAACUCAUCCAGGAAUUCACCAAGCACGACCAGCGGGAGUACGACGACCAGAGGGCCCUGGAGAUCCACACAGCCAAGGAUUUCAUCUUCUCCAUGCUAGGAAUGGUGCAGAAAUUGGACCAGAAACUGCCUGUGGCCAAUGAGUACCUGCUCCUCUCUGGAGGUGUCCGGGAAGGUGUGGUUGACCUUGACCUGGAUGAGCUGAAUGUCUAUGCCCGGGGCACUGACUAUGACAUGGACUUCACCCUGCUGGUGCCAGCCCUUAAGCUGCAUGACCGAAAUCAGCCAGUGACGCUGGACAUGCGCCACUCAGCUCUGUGCCACUCCUGGCUCAGCCUUCGACUCUUUGAUGAAGGCACCAUCAGCAAAUGGAAAGACUGCUGUACCAUUGUGGACCACAUCAAUGGGGCCACCAAUUACUUCUUCUCUCCUACCAAAGUGGCUGAUUGGUUUUAUGAUUCCAUCAGCAUCGUUCUCUCUGAGAUACAGAAGAAGCCCCAGCGAGGGAUGCCCAAAGUGGAGAAAGUCGAGAAGAACGGGACGAUUCUGUCCAUCAUCCUUGGCGUGGGCAGCAGCCGCAUGCUCUAUGACAUUGUCCCGGUGGUAUCUUUCAAAGGCUGGCCUGCAGUGGCCCAGAGCUGGCUCAUGGAGAAUCACUUCUGGGAUGGGAAGAUCACUGAAGAAGAAGUCAUCAGCGGCUUUUACUUAGUGCCUGCUUGCUCCCACAAAGGUAAAAAGGACAAUGAGUGGAGGUUGUCCUUUGCUAGGAGUGAAGUCCAGCUUAAGAAAUGCAUUUCCAGUAGCCUCAUGCAAGCCUACCAGGCUUGCAAAGCCAUCAUCAUCAAACUCCUCUCCCGCCCCAAAGCCAUUAGCCCAUAUCACCUGCGGAGUAUGAUGCUCUGGGCCUGUGACAGGCUCCCUGCCAAUUACUUGGCCCAAGAAGACUACGCAGCACAUUUUUUACUGGGCCUCAUCGAUGACCUCCAGCACUGCCUGGUGAACAAGAUGUGCCCCAACUACUUCAUCCCUCAGUGCAACAUGCUGGAGCACCUGUGUGAGGAGACAGUCAUGCUUCAUGCAAGGAAACUCUCCUCGGUGCGCUCUGACCCUGCCGAGCACCUCCGUACUGCCAUCGAGCACGUCAAGGCAGCCAACCGCCUGACCCUUGAGCUACAGCGGCGAGGAAGCACCACCAGCAUCCCCUCCCCCCAGUCUGAUGGUGGGGACCCCAACCAGCCCGAUGACCGAUUAGCCAAAAAACUGCAGCAGCUAGUGACUGAGAACCCAGGGAAGUCCAUCUCUGUCUUCAUUAACCCUGAUGAUGUCACAAGGCCUCAUUUCAGAAUCGAUGAUAAAUUUUUCUGAGCUUUUUGACAGACUUUUUUUCUGGGUUUGAUCCUAAGAUUUCCACGGUGUUUAGUGUGUAUGUGUGUGUGCGUGUGUGCGUGUGCGUGGAUUCUAUCUGUUUUUUACAUGUCUAGCACAGGUUGGAUCUGUCGAGGACAGCUGCUUCAAAUGAGGUUCCUGGGUCUUCAAGAUGGUGCAGUUUCUACAACAAGACAUUACUAUCUCACAUUCAGCCUUUGCUUUUUCUCUUCCUCCUUUGUACCUGUCAUGUCGGUGUUCUGUUGGCGGCUGGGUGGUGGGCCCAGUUUCACUCUGGUUCUUUAAAGGAGGAUUGGAGCCAUAGCUGCAGAUGACCAGAGUCUUUCCGGUGAUCUUUUCCUCCUCUCCUUCCCUUCCUUUGUGUGGAGCUCUUGGCGGCAGUGAGGAAGUGAUCUCCUUACAGAGAAGUCUAUUUUUGUUUGGACUUUUUUAUUUUUAAUGAGCUUCCAUCACUUGUAAUGUUGGAGAGAAUAUCUUGAGAAGGGAAACGCCUUGGCAUUCUCCCUAGACCAGCCUUCUAUCCAGUGGUCAGAGGGGCUUCUCUUUUUUCCUCUAUCAAGAAAACACAUAGACUUUAAAAGUGAUUAAAGGCUACAAAUUGUGUAGCCUUGGAAGCAAUUUCUUUGAAUGUAAUCAUCCUCAAAGCCAAUCUUGUGUGGUCUGGAGGGUGGUCUUGCCAGUUUUCCAGGUGGAAUAGGUGGCCGAAUGUUAGUUGUAGUGCUGUAAUUAUUUGAAGCCUUAUUUAAAUCCUAUUAAAGAACAUACCAUUGUUAAUGUUAUUUGCACUAAUGAAA